Penicillium lagena is the source of this 459-nucleotide messenger RNA. RefSeq lists its product as uncharacterized. The coding region runs from base 1 to 459 and encodes 152 amino acids. Gene Ontology annotation, molecular function: N-acetylglucosamine-6-sulfatase activity; glycosaminoglycan binding. The record is from RefSeq and is a predicted model, not a curated record. The transcript is spliced from 3 exons. NCBI's taxonomy places the organism in Eukaryota, Fungi, Ascomycota, Eurotiomycetes, Eurotiales, Aspergillaceae.
AUGCGAGCAUCUACCAACCUGAUUUGUGUGUCAGCAGUGCUGGCUGUGUUAUUUUAUGGUAAAUGUUCAUACAGCCGCGAGUUGGGUCUAACGUUCCAGCCUGUGGAUGGUGUGUUGGACUACACCAACCAUGCAGCUAUGCCAAAGAAGCCAAAUGUGCUCUUCAUUAUUAUUGAUGACCAAGGUAGCAGUUCAAUAAUAUCGAUUGAUUUGCUCAUGAACUCCAUGGAUUUCAUGCCCACUAUCAAGGAUAAGGUUGGACGCAACGGAGUCAUAUUUAAAAAACAUUACUGCAUCAGCGCAUUCUGUUGCCCAUCUCGGGCCAGUCUAUUUACUGGGAAAUGCGUCCAACGUAAAAAUGCCAUGGAUAAGAUCAUUAUUUCUACCAUAGAUAUUGCUAGAAGGUGUCAAGCGUUGUAUAGGGGGCUAUCCGAAAUUUAUCACCCAAGGCCUCAAUAA